Entrophospora candida is the source of this 1467-nucleotide messenger RNA. The record is from the annotation of a GenBank genome assembly. Lineage: Eukaryota; Fungi; Glomeromycota; Glomeromycetes; Entrophosporales; Entrophosporaceae.
AUGUCUAGUCAACAACAACAACAAAAUGGUCAAAAUGAAAAUUCUAUUAAACCAUUUAAGGAUUUACUAAUGGCUUGUCGAGUUGGCGAUCUUGAAAAAGUAAAAAAUUUAGUAAAAGAUCUUUCAGUUCCAAUUAAUCAAACUGACGAAUGGCAAUGCUCACCAUUAUAUCUUAGUUGUUUAUGUGGGCAUUAUGAAGUUGUUGCAUAUUUGUUAAGAAAUGGUGCUAGAUAUGAAAAGGGUACAUUGGAAGGUGAAAGAUGUCUUUAUGGAUCUUUAACAAUAAAGAUUAGGAGUCUUUUACUAAAUUACAAGUUUACAAAAGCAGUUGAUGAAAACCAAACAUAUCUUAAAUUUCUAUUGAAUUUAUACGAAAAGCCAUUGGAGACAUUUAGUGACGUAACAUUUAAAAUUUCAGAAAAUAAAAAUAUUAUAGAAAUCAAAGAUCCUCACAUACAUCCAACAUGUUUUCAAGGGAUUUUAAGAUAUCUUUAUACUGGAGAAAUAUUUCCCAUAUCUACAAAAUUAAUUGAUAGAAUGUUAUUUUUAUGUCAGUAUGUUGGUUUGACACAUUUGAGUGGUUAUUUUAUGCAAACAGAUCCAUAUAAAAGAUCAAAUAAGAAAGAAUUUAAACAACUUCAAGAAGAAAUUAAAACUUAUUUCGAGGAUAAAAUCAUGUAUUCUAGAAAGAUUAUUAGUUAUGAUGGUGAUGUUGAAUUGAUUGAUAACGCUGAAUUGGUGAAAUUAAAAAAAUUAUCACAUGCAGAUAUUUUUAUUAAAGUAGAAAACGUGAUAUUUCCUUGUCAUAGGGCAUUUAUUUCUACACGGUGCGAUUAUUUUAAAACAAUGUUUACAAGUUGCUUUAGGGAAGGAUCGGCCCAACAUUACGUCAACGAAGUUGAUACAGUCCCACCUAUUAUUGAACUUCAUAGUUUUACACCGGAGGUUUUUUUAUUUGUUCUUGAAUACAUUUACACAGAAAAAUGCAAUAUUUCACCCGAGUUUGCGUACGAUGUGCUUCUUGCAGCAGAUAUGCUCUUUCUCAAUAAAUUAUUGUCAAUUGCUUCAACUGCAAUAACGAAUCAAACACAAUUGACAGCGACUGAAAUUUAUAUGUUAUAUGAUAAAGCGAUUGAUUUACAUAAUGAAAAUUUAGAACAAUGGUGUAUAACAUGGUUUAUAGAUCAUAUAGAUGAAGUGUUGGACGAUCCGAUAUUUGUACAAAUAAUUCAAAAAUCAGCUCAAGCAAUAAAAGGACGACAAGAAACCGAUUCGAUACCAAUAAUAGAUGAUUUGAGAUAUUCGUUGGAAAAGAAAUACGGAGCACGCAGAGAAAAUUCUAGAAAAAUUUGCUUAAAAGUUAAAAAUUCAGAACAAAUUAUAAAAGAAAAAGAAGAUAAAUUAGAACAUGCUCGUAUUUUAGAAAGAAUUGACCAAAUAUUAAAGAACUUAAAUUUAAGUGCUUAG